Molecule: messenger RNA, 1859 nt
Organism: Micropterus salmoides (largemouth bass)
Lineage: Eukaryota; Metazoa; Chordata; Actinopteri; Centrarchiformes; Centrarchidae
Exons: 2
Coding region: 124-825 (233 amino acids)
Source: RefSeq, a predicted model, not a curated record
GUCAUCGUUUUACUCGAUGCGACAAAAUGCAUCGGUGUCUCUGGGAGGUUGUUAAAGUCCACGAUAGAUACACCGCUAAUUAAAAAACAACAACUUUGACUGUAAUUGUAACGAUUUAAUAGCAUGGACGUUAUCGAGACAAUUGUGAUACAAAGCAGUGAAGUGGAAGGAAAGGAAACGGUCGUGUCCAGUGUGGACACCGAUAAAGCCAAAGCAGAAUUCAUAUGGACACUGCAGGCUACAUGGCACCUUGUCAACACCCGGCUUGAAAUGGACCAGGCUUUUGACCAGCCAGUGUGCAAGAAAAAGAAACUUUGGGAGAUGGUAGCAGAGAGAGUGAAUGCCAAACUGAGGGAGUCAGAGGUCACCGAUGUCACUGUGAAGGCGUACGAAUGUGACCUUAAGUGGAGAAACAUGCUGGCCACGUACAGGAAGAAUGCAGAGAGAGCCAAGAGGCUCGGGGCGACCAGCGUCCACUGGGAGUUCUUCAAGUCCAUGCACGAGGUCCUGGGUAAGAGCAGGGAGGAGAUCGAAGACCAGCGAAGGGCCAAGCUCAGUGGGACGAGAGUGGGUAAGGCCAUAGCCAACAAGAGGUUUACCCCCAUCCUCCCUACACCUCCUGCAACAGCUGCUCCCUGCUCUGCGUCCCGGCCUCCACAGGACGUCCUACAACUGUACAUGGAGCUGCAAGAGAGAAAGAUGAACAUGUGGGCACAGCAGAAAGCCCUGGAGGAGAGGAAGAUAGAGGCCAUUAACAACCUGGCGCAGGCCAUCUCCAGCCUGGCUCAGAAGAACAGCACAGAAUUAUCAAAGGAUGGACAUUAGAGGCGUGAAUCUGAACUCCCAUGUGUGUCGUUUGCUCUUACCAAAAACCUUUAUGAUACUGCAUGAGGAAAGCUGUUUGAGUGUGUUUGGUAAAUAUGCUUGCAGAUUGCACAUUUGCACUGUUACAGUUUUUAUAAUAGUUUGGCCUGACACAGCAGAGAGAGAGACAGAAUUCAUAAUUCAGAAUAAAUGAAAAUACAACAGUUCGGGAAAAGGGACAAGUGGAUUGCAUGUCCUUUUCUGGUGAUGUCAUGGCAUGUAAUCAUCACUCAUUUUUAUACGAUACGAGAGUGAAUUGUGGUCGGUUGAUGUUUCAGAGUAAGAAAAACUUAAAUAAUUCAUGCAAAUAAGACUAAUACAUGCUUUCCUACACUGGACCAGUUCAUCAAAUGACAACAACCUAUGCAAGAGUACAUGUUCUGUUUGAUGCAGGCACACAUAAACAAGCUAACAGAAAUGAUCAGUGAUUACAGUCAUUGCUCAAGAGAAGUCACAGAAGUUUUUCAGUGAAAACAAUAUGCAUAUUCAAACUGAUAUUUAAUAUUCCUAAGACGUAUUUAUAGAAAUGUUACACUUUAUUAUCAUACAGUAUAAACGACUUCACUGUGUCAUGCGGUCCAAUAAACAGUCCUGCAAUAAAUGCUACCUGCAUGAAGGUUUUGUUUGGCGGUGAACAGAGUAUUAGAAACACUGCCGACUGUUUUAUAAUGACAGUUUUACCGAUUAUGUUAUGAUAUUGUGUUUACCUUGAUGCUGGAAACUGGCGCAGCGGCAGAUUGACGUUCACUACCGUCCAGUGAUCACGAAGAAGAACUGCAACAAUGCAUUUUUUUAUGUGGUUCAUGGUUUUAAUAUCAGUGUAAUCACUAUUAAUUAUAUCUAUGUACAUCUCAGUGUUAACAAGAUUAUUACAGAUAUUGACGUAAGUAUUGUCGAUAAAUUAUUAAAAGACAGUUGUUUUAAAUAGUUUUUCUUUGGUCUGGAGAUCAGUUUCCGGUUAUCACUUUCAAAAUAAAUGUGAGCGCUCUAACUGA